ACGCAUACUAGCUAGUGUGGUUGGUGGGUCACAGUGACGAUGAGCUUCGUAUGCGAGGAGUGCUUGGAGCCAUUUUUUGAACACCGCUCGCCGAGUAAACGCUGUACCAGCCCAAGGAGUGGCUGUGGUCCAAUUCUUUUUCUCUCUCAGCAAACCCUGAGCCUUUUUUCUCUCUCUCUGGCCAAUUACCAGAUCUUUACUGUUGUUGUUUCAUCUGUAAAGGUUAUUGUCCACAUUCCCUACAUAGACUCCAAUAUAUGUCAGCGACAAGUCCAAAGCCUUUCAAUCUCAAAGACUAUCCCGUUGUCAUUGGUAUCGAUUUCGGUACCACAUACUCCGGCUGUUCCUAUGCCUUUGUACAGAAUGACGAAGUUAUUGAUAUUGUUCGAUGGCCCAAGCAGCACUCAAACGUUUACCCCAAGACCCCUACAUUGAACUUUUACCAAGGCAAUUCCAAGCAAAUGACACAGUGGGGAAAUGCAGCAAGGCUAGAGAUGCAACGCCCAAUCGCGCGGAACUCUGUGCUACUAAAGCAAUACAAGCUUUACUUGGAUGAAAAUAUUGCCAAGGACUUACCUCCUUUGCCCAACGGUUUGACUAUCGUCGAUGCUAUUGCCGAUUACCUCAACGCUUUUCAUGGGCAUGUUGUCUCGGAACUGAAGAAGGGUUUUGCCAAGAACUAUGGCCAGCAUCAGUUCAGAUACUGCCUGACGGUACCAGCCAUGUGGAGCGAUCGUGCGAAAGCCGCUAUGCGUGAAGCUGCUAUCAAAGCUGGUCUUAUUGAUGCCAGCGAUCACCGUGAUCGCCUUAUGCUCAUUUCCGAACCAGAAGCUGCUGCCUUGUACUGUGAAAAGAAAUGUGAGCAGUUCAACUUGAGACAUGGAGAUCGUUUCAUGAUUUGCGAUGCUGGAGGUGGUACUGUCGAUUUAAUCGUUUUUGAGAUCGAAGAAGGCCGCUUUGGUCGUAAACUCAAGGAAUGCACAAAAGGUCAUGGUCAAUCUUGUGGAUCAGUAUUUUUGGAUCGCCGUAUGCGCAAACUCUUGAAGAAGAAGUUCAAGGAAUACCUUUCCACCAUUCCUGCUAGUGCCUUCGAAACUAUGAUGGAUACCUUUGUAGACCUUAUCAAACCACAAUUUGAUGGAGUAGACGACCAAUUUAUACAACUUCCAGCUGCCAUGAACCUAGAUUCCCUCAAUAAUCCCGCCAUUGGUUUGGAAGAUGGUACCCUUGUUGUGUCUGCUCAAGAAUUGAAAACAGAAGUUUUCGAACCAGUCAUCCGCGAUGUGUUGGCUUUAAUUGAAGAACAAUUGGUCAAGGCUCAGACGAUGCAGGCCAUCUUUUUGGUUGGUGGGUUUGGCUCUUCAAACUAUCUAUUCGAACGCGUUCAGCAAGAAUUUGGUGCUCGUGUUGGUCUGGUGGCUGUUCCACCUAGAGGAGAGCUUGCUGUUGUACGUGGUGCUGUUUACUUUGGCCUCAACCCCAGAAUUGUUACCACCCGUAUUCCAAGAUACUGGUAUGGUAUCGACACCACCACUACUUUUGAAGAAGGUGUUGACCCGCCAAGCUACAGAAUUGUACGCGCUGAUGGCAGUGUUCGAUGUGAUAACCGGUUUUCCGUUUAUGUAAAACGUGGUGUUCCACUCGACAUCGACAACUGCGUAUCAAAGGAUUUCUUUGCUUAUUAUCCGCAUCACACAACUUGCACUCUAUAUGCAGCUGAUACUGAAGAUCAGCCUCGCUAUACCCUUAGCCCUGGUGUUCGCAAGGUCGCAAAUUUCACCAUUCCCAUGCCAGCUUUGACGGGAGUCCGCGAAGGCGAGAAGGUCGAUUUAUCUAUCAAAAUGUACUUUGGAGAAGUUGAGUUGCGCGUGGAAGCUGUGAUCAAGGGCAAAACAUAUGGCACCACUUGCACAUUCGAUGCCGCCGAUUCAUAGAAACAUUAUAUAUUUUUUUCUCACUUACAGUAUCGACAGGAGCGUUGUUCUGGAUUAUCUUGUUAUGUGUACCAUCCCAAGA
Messenger RNA from Umbelopsis ramanniana AG, 2016 nucleotides. RefSeq lists its product as uncharacterized. The transcript is spliced from 7 exons. Bases 258 to 1934 code for a protein of 558 amino acids. The record is from RefSeq and is a predicted model, not a curated record. NCBI's taxonomy places the organism in Eukaryota, Fungi, Mucoromycota, Umbelopsidomycetes, Umbelopsidales, Umbelopsidaceae. Gene Ontology annotation, molecular function: ATP-dependent protein folding chaperone; ATP binding.